Messenger RNA from Capsicum annuum, 1818 nucleotides. RefSeq names its product probable LRR receptor-like serine/threonine-protein kinase At4g36180. The record is from RefSeq and is a predicted model, not a curated record. Gene Ontology annotation, molecular function: protein binding. NCBI's taxonomy places the organism in Eukaryota, Viridiplantae, Streptophyta, Magnoliopsida, Solanales, Solanaceae. The transcript is spliced from 2 exons. The coding region runs from base 1 to 1818 and encodes 605 amino acids.
AUGAGUUCUAAUGUCCUAACAUAUCCGAUACCUGAUCUGCUAUCGAACCUCACAACUCUCUCGGUUCUUGAUUUUAGUAGAAAUGAUUUAAAUGGUUAUAUCCCUUACCUUCCUCAACUUGAAGAACUUUCUGUUGCUAGCAAUCCUGCUAUUACCAUAGAUCUUGUUUCAAUGUUUGCAGUACCGUGGUCAAAGUUGACAUUACUCGACAUAUGCUUCACACGGGUAGGUGGAACAAUUCCUCCUUCCUUAAGUAACUCAACUUCAUUGACCUCUUUCCGAGCUGAUGGAUGCUCGAUACAAGGGUCGAUACCUUCUUCUAUCACAACACUUAAAAAAUUAAGUGUGCUGAUGCUCAAUGAAAACUAUAUCACUGGCCAACUUCCUGUAUCUAUGUCCAGUUUAAUAACCCUUCAAUACUUAUCGCUGUUUCAAAACAAUUUAGAAGGUAACAUUCCCAUUUCGAUUUGUCAAAUCUCCUCCCUAGAGUACCUAAAUUUAGAAUGGAAUGAUCUAACAGGACGUCUCCCGUUGUGCAUACUUCAGCUUCCUAAGCUUUCAUUUCUUUAUAUUCAGAGGAAUAGACUGAAUGGCUCUAUUCCAUCAAAGAUAGGAGAAGCUCCUGGUAUCAGGUCCAUAUCAUUAUCCAGAAACAAAAUUCACGGUUCCAUACCUGAAUCAUUUUGCCAUGCAUCUAACGUCCUCCAGGUUCUUGAUCUGUCAAAUAACAGCUUGUCAGGAACCAUUCAACGUAAUUUGGGGAACUGCAGGUCUCUCAUUUACCUUAAUCUUGGACAAAACAAGCUCACUGGAAGUGUUCCAGAAGAACUUGAACACAUUACAAGCCUUCGUUACCUUGACCUGAACGGGAAUCAGUUCGAAGAAUCUUUUCCAGCAGUGAUCGAAAACUUCCAAGAUUUGGAGAUUCUGAACUUGGCAGGCAAUGGAUUCGAAGUACGGAUACCAAAGUUCAUUGGUGAUAUACGCAGCCUCCGUAUCCUCGUGCUUGAAUCAAAAUCUUUCAAUGAAUCUAUCCACGAAGGGCUAAUGAAGUUGGAAAAUCUACAAUAUAUUGGUUUGUCCAGGAAUAAUCUGUCCGAUCCCAUUCCUGAGAAUCUCGACGGCUUGAAAAUGAUGGCGAAAAGGCAAAAUGAGGCAACCAGCUUAGGAUAUGUUUACUCACUCAAGUUCACUGGUGCUCAGCUAGAAAUAGUCACCAAAGGACAAACACAUUGGCUUGAAUCAGUGUAUUCCUACAACAAUGGAUUCGACCUCUCGAGCAAUUUUGUUACAGGUAAAAUCCCUGAAAAGAUUAGCCUUUUGAGUGGAAUACCAUUUCUGAAUCUCUCACAUAACAAUCUUUCUGGAACGAUCCCAAAGACUAUCGGUGAAAUGAUUUCACUCGAGUCGUUGGAUCUCAGUUACAACCAUUUCACAGGUGAAAUUCCAAUGACAUUGACAUUGUUAGAUUUUCUCCAACAUCUCAACAUGUCUUAUAACAAUUUGAGUGGAAAAAUUCCAAGAAAUCCAUAUUUUGACACUUUGUAUCAAGAUGGAACAACAUAUAUUGGGAACAAAUACUUAUGUGGUGCUCCUGAUGCGAUGGAUUGCAGCAACCAUACACCUUCUAUUAUCAAAAAAAUAGAAGAAAAAUAUGAUCAAGAAAAUUUCCAGUUUGUUUUAGUUAUAUUCUUUGGCUACGUAACAGGAAUUUCUGGAUUGUUUUUGCUCUUAUAUUUGAUAAAGUACAAUUGGAGGAGCAUGGACUGGAGGGCGAUAGACAGAAUCGUGUUAAAAAUAGUGAAACGUAUACCAUGA